Messenger RNA from Caretta caretta (loggerhead turtle), 2007 nucleotides. It is a transcript of the gene ERF, whose product is annotated as ETS2 repressor factor. Gene Ontology annotation, molecular function: sequence-specific DNA binding; DNA-binding transcription factor activity, RNA polymerase II-specific. Gene Ontology annotation, biological process: cell differentiation; regulation of transcription by RNA polymerase II. The record is from RefSeq and is a predicted model, not a curated record. NCBI's taxonomy places the organism in Eukaryota, Metazoa, Chordata, Testudines, Cheloniidae. Gene Ontology annotation, cellular component: nucleus.
CCGGGGGGGGGAAGAGACCGAGUCCGACCCGGCGGCGGCUGCAGCGCAGGAGCCAUGAAGACCCCUGCGGACGCAGGGUUCGCCUUCCCCGACUGGGCCUACAAGCCCGAGUCCAGCCCCGGCUCGCGGCAGAUCCAGCUGUGGCAUUUCAUCCUGGAGCUGCUGCGCAAGGAGGAGUACCACGACGUGAUCGCCUGGCAGGGCGACUACGGCGAGUUCGUGAUCAAGGACCCCGACGAGGUGGCGCGGCUGUGGGGCGUCCGCAAGUGCAAGCCUCAGAUGAACUACGACAAGCUGAGCCGGGCGCUGAGGUACUAUUACAACAAACGGAUCCUGCACAAAACCAAAGGGAAACGAUUCACCUACAAGUUCAACUUCAACAAGCUGGUGCUGGUGAAUUACCCCUUCAUCGACAUGGGCAUGGCAGGCGGCCCCGUGCCCCAGAGCGCCCCGCCGGUGCCCUCGGGCGGCUCCCACUUCCGCUUCCCGCCCUCCACGCCGUCGGAGGUGUUGUCGCCCGGGGCAGAGGAGCUGCGCUCGCCCGGCGUCUUCUCGGCCGUGGCCCGGCGCCUCGCCCGCGGCUCGGUCAGCGACUGCAGCGAUGCCACCUCGGCCACCUCGGAGCUGGAGGAGCCGCUGGGCGAGGAGGGGCGCCGGGGCGGGGGGCCGGGCGAGGGGGGCGGCUUCCGCGGGCCCCCCCUGCCCGCCCACCCCCGGCUGGCCCAUGACAGCCUCUUCCGCGCCUACCCCCGGCCCCGCGGGCCCGAGCCCCUCAGCCCCUUCCCGGUGUCCCCCAUGGCCGGCCCUGGCGCCCUGCUGCCCCCCCAGCUCUCACCCGCCCUGCCCCUCACCCCCACCCACAUGAACUACACCCCCUCGCCCACCCUGAGCCCCAUGUACCCUGGCGGCUCCCACUUCUCCUUCAACCCCGAGGACAUGAAGCGCUACCUGCAGGCGCACACUCAGAGCGUCUACAAUUACCACCUCAGCCCCCGGGCCUUCCUCCACUACCCCCACAUCCUCGUGCCCCAGCCCCAGCGCCCCGAGAAGCCGCCCCCGCCCGAGGAGCCCCCCGCCCCCUUCAAAUUCAAACUGCAACCGCCCCCGCUGGGCCGGCGGAACCGGGACAAGGUGCCGGCACCCCCCGGUGAAGGGGCCGCCCCGGAACCCCAGCUGCCCUGCAUCAAGGUGGAGCCCAUCUCGGAGGGGGAGUCGGAGGAGGAGGAGGUGACGGUGGAGGUGACGGACGUCAGCGAGGAAGAUGAGGAGGUGUUCAAGGCUCCCCCCGUCCCCCCCGAGAAGCCUGGGGAGCCCCCGGUAGCCCUGGCCCCCCGGCAGGGCGAGGAGAGCGGCCAGUGCAUCCCCCUCAAGCUGCGUUUCAAGAGGCGCUGGAGCGAGGACCAGCGGCUGGAGGCGGGCGCGGGGGGGGGCCCCGAUGAGGCGGAUGACAAGAAGGUGAAGGGGGAGCGGGAGGGCGGGGGCGCCCUGGACGGGGGUGGGCGACGUGUCAGCACCGACCUGCCCCACGCCACGGCCCAGCUCUCACUGGAGAACAAGGACUCGUAGAGGUGGAGCCGGUGCCCCGGGGGGGGGGUGGGCUGGGGGGCCGACUUCUGCUGCCUUAACUCAGAGAUUUUAACCCUUCUCUGGGCCGCCUUCUCUCCAGGACCCUGUAUGUUGACAUGGGGCAGGGGGCGCUCAGCUGUUUUUACUUCGAUAUACAUAUAUAUAUAUUUUUGGGGGGAUGAUUUUAAAUCUGGGGGCAGCUUUCCUUUCAGGGUCUCUGGUUUUUAAAGAGGGGAUGACCCCAGAAUUUAUAUCACGUAGAAUUUUGUUUUUAUCCUUUUUCCCACCCCCUGAAUCCCCUUGUUUAUAUCCAGUUGCUGCCUUGUGGGUUGGGGAGGGUUGAUCUAAAUUGGGGGGGAUGUUGAGGGAUCUCAAUGUCCCUCGCCCCUCAUUUGCGGGAAACAGGGGCUUUAAAGCACAAUAAACUCUCUUUAAGCCCUA